Molecule: messenger RNA, 680 nt
Organism: Musa acuminata AAA Group (dessert banana)
Lineage: Eukaryota; Viridiplantae; Streptophyta; Magnoliopsida; Zingiberales; Musaceae
Product: cytochrome b-c1 complex subunit 7-2, mitochondrial-like
Exons: 4
Coding region: 69-440 (123 amino acids)
Biological process (GO): mitochondrial electron transport, ubiquinol to cytochrome c
Source: RefSeq, a predicted model, not a curated record
UCCUCUUCUCGCUGUAGACGCGGAGGGAUCGAGAACUCGAGCGGUGAAAGCGAAGGUCUCGGUGAUCGAUGGCGUCGUCGUGGAUGCAGUGGCUGAUCAAUCCCCGCCGCAACUGGUUCGCCGCCCAGCACUACAAGGCCCUCUGCAAUCGCCUCAAGAAAUACGGGCUGCGGUACGAAGAUCUGUACGAUCCGUUGUACGAUUUGGACAUCAAGGUGGCCCUGGCGCGGCUGCCGCGCGAGGUGGUGGACGCCAGGAACCAGCGUCUUAAGCGCGCCAUUGAUCUCUCCACGAAGCACGAGUACCUUCCCGAGGACUUGCAGGCAUUGCAAACACCUUUUAGAAGCUAUCUUAAAGAUAUGCUGGCUCUUGUGAAAAAAGAGAAUGCAGAGCGUGAGGCAUUAGGUGCCCUCCCUCUCUAUCAGCGCAGUUUUCCAUAAAAUACCCAACAAGGUUAUACCCUUCCCUGGCCACGAAACUAUAAUGAAAUAAGCCUGACAAGUGACAUUGGAGGCUGUUAGUGGUUUAUGCAACCUUUUUCCAUGAAAUUUGUUGGGUUGACUUUCCAUGUUCACAUUCUUAAAUCAUUUUAUGGCUGUGAUAGUCAUGGUAGCACUUAUAAAUUCAAACCCUUGUGGUAAAUUUGUUUUUAAUCACAUUGUUGUGAGUUUGUUUUGACA